CGCAGCCGUGCCGCCCCCGCGAGUGAACACUGAGUGAACCAGAGUGACAGUGCGCCAAGCUAACCAUGGGGACCGUGGAGGAGACGUACGAGUCCGAGGUGCGGCGGAAAGUUACCCGCACCAGCUACAAGAUCCAGGAGGACAUGACCGACGAGGAGGUAAGGCGCAAGCUUUUCGCCGCCUAUGUCAGGAAGGCGAGCAUGGCCGGCCUCAACGGAGUCAACGGCGAGAACGGACGCAGAACAUCGUCGACCACCACCACCACUACUAUGACCACUCAGGCUGCCAAAUUAUAUGGCAAGGACCUGUCUGUCUACGAUGAUUUGGAUGUAGACACAUUGCUCUCGCAACUCAGCCCAGAAGAAAUAUCUCUUCUGGCCAAGGAAGUCGAUCCAGAUGACAACCUCCUUCCACCAUCUCAGAGGUGCAGCUAUGAGUGUGAGAAAGAACCCACUGGUCCUCUCGACCGAAAGAAACUCAUUGAGCACAUUAAUAAGCAAGCCUUGGAAACACCUGACCGGCCCGAGGCGAAGCCGUUUGUCGCUGGUGUUAUUCGUGGAAAGAAGUGGGAACCACCAGAACAGUCUGAAAAAGAACGUGAAGCAGAUGAGCAAAUCGCUAUUGAUAUGGGAGAUGAAUAUGAGCACGCUCUAAAUGAUGCUACCCAAGAGGAAAUCAUUGACUUGGCAGCUAUUUUGGGCUUCCACUCCAUGAUGAAUCAAGAUCAAUACCAUGCCUCACUCCUGAACAAGGGUCAACCCAUUGGUCUUGGUUGGGAUGGUGUCACAAAGGCAACACAGCCAAAAGCAUACCCUGCAGAGCCACCAAACUUGACAGACAUUGACAAAACCAUUCGACAAGUUCAGGAAGAUGACCACACCCUUACAGACCUUAACUGGAACAAUAUAAAGAAUAUUUCUGAUGAGAAGUUUGAAAGCCUGUUCGAAGCCCUGCCUGAAAACACUCAUUUGGAAGUUUUGAAUCUAACGAACGUAGGUUUGACUGACCGAGUCGCUCUGAAGCUUGCUGAGGCUUUGGAGAGAAAUCAGACUCUUCGAGUUCUGAACAUGGAAACUAACUUUGUCAGCCCUCCAGUAAUUGUUAAGAUAGUGAAGGCACUGCUCAAAUCACGCACCAUUGAGGAACUCCGGGCUGCUAAUCAGCGGUCACAAGUUUUGGGAAACAAGAUUGAAAUGGAAAUUACCCAACUUGUUGAAGCUAACCCAUCACUUCUUCGGCUUGGACUACAUCUCGAGUACAACGAUGCUCGUCACCGUGUUGCAUCCCAUCUCCAGCGUAACAUAGAUAGGAUACGUCAAUCUCGUGUGGGAGUGUCCAGCUCAUAGCAAGAUGAACGGAAAUUUAGCUGGACGCUGUCGCCGCAUGGGCCACUUCUCUGCAAGCCAGACCGUGGGCUGGAUUAGAGACAACAAGUUUUAGCAUGCUUUGAAUGCAAUCAACAGAAUGGCCUAAUAUUGUGUCAAAGUAGGCAUUCAGCCCCAAACCAAUUCUGAUGCUGGCUUUUUUUAAAUCUUAAAAGCAAAACCAAGGCUAAAAUCUUUCUGAAAGAGGAAAGAUUGUAACCGCACACACUUCUAUAGCCAGGCUAUCACUUGUAGUGCUGCAUUGAUAAUUUUGUUAAUAUCAAAAAGGAAAAAAAAGAAAAGAAAAAAAGGCCGUUUUAAAUUUAGGUAUUUUGAAGGUGAAAAACUAUUAUUAUGUGAUGUUACCAUCUUGUUUCUGCUUUUCCUUCUUCCUUGUUUUAAUUAUUUCUUGAUGGCCAGUUUUAUUUUAUGUGUUGUCUACGCAUGGUUUGACGGCACUGUAGAGAGAGAGCUUGUCUUAAUAAGUGAAUGUUGUGUGAAAGUGUGUAUGUGAGAAACAGUGAUUCUUUUGUUCCCACCUAUCUUCUUGUCUUUGGUGCCUGGGACGUACUCUGUUCCAUAAUAUUGUAGUAGUUAAUGCUGAAUGCUCAGAUUCUGUAUGCCCUUUUAUAGUUUAUCUUUUGACUGAGUCGAAUGUUUUAAUCACAAAGCUGACUGUAUUUCUUUGCUCCCAUUCAAAGAAGUAAUUUUCCUGUGUUAUUCCUCAUGUUUGGUGUAGGAAACAUUCAAGAAGUUUUUCAUUCAUUCAAUACAAUUUCUAUGUCAUCUUUGUUGCUUUGGCUUUGUAAAUACACUCUUUCUAUAGCUACAUGUUCUUGUCAGUGCCAUGAGUGUCACUGAUGUGUGUAAACAUCUCAGGGCUCAUUGCCAAGUUUUCUUUUCAUUUUAUUGGACUUAUGUAAGUACUUUGUAAGGAUAAGUGGCCAUUCUGAGUAGUAUUAUCCAACACUUUGUUUGAAUGGAAGACUUUAGAGAGUAACACCAUUUUACAAAGGCUUUGAUGAGGUUGAAAUUUAUACUGAGUUGUUCAGUGUUUUAACAUUUUUUUAUUGUGAUAAAUCAGAGUCAAAUU
Molecule: messenger RNA, 2457 nt
Organism: Thrips palmi
Lineage: Eukaryota; Metazoa; Arthropoda; Insecta; Thysanoptera; Thripidae
Gene: tmod
Product: tropomodulin
Exons: 12
Coding region: 66-1346 (426 amino acids)
Biological process (GO): pointed-end actin filament capping; myofibril assembly
Cellular component (GO): myofibril
Molecular function (GO): tropomyosin binding
Source: RefSeq, a predicted model, not a curated record